AUGCCGGCGACGGCGGGGCGCGUCCGCAUGCCGGCGAACAACCGCGUGCACAGCAGCGCGGCGUUGCAGACGCACGGCAUCUGGCAGAGCGCCAUCGGCUACGACCCCUACGCUCCCGAGGACAACAAGCACCAGGCUCCCUCAUCCUCCGUCUCCACCGCUGCCGUUGCCGCCAACGAAACCACCGGCUCCUCCGUGAACGCCUACACCAGCUUACAGAGCCUCCUUGUUGUCGCCCGGCUCACCUCCAACGCCGACGACACCCGGGGCGCCUGCAAGAAGUGCGGUCGUGUUGGUCACCUCACCUUCCAGUGCCGCAACUUCCUGUCCCUGAAGACAAUCGGCAUAGAAGACGACAUCCUGCAGGCCAGCAAUGAGGCCGAGGCGCGGGCCAAGUUCGCCGAAGCCAAGAAUAAAGCCUCUGACGCUGACGAGGAGGGUUCUGACAAGGACGACGACAUUGACAGCGAUUCCUCAGAUUCGGAUACUGAUCCCAUGCUGGAGAAGAUCAUUGCUGAACGGGAGCGUGCCAAGAGUCGCAGGGGAAAGCAGUCCGAGGAGCUUGACAAGAAGACAAGCCGCCAUUGGAGCAGCAGCACCAAGGUAAAGAACAAGGAUGGGCGGAAGAAGCAUCAGAGCUCAGAUCAGGAUAGCGAGCGUGACUCUGACAGGAAGAGGGACAGGAAGAGUAGUAAGAGGCAGAGGACCCACCACAGGAAGGAUGGCGAGUCUGGAGAGGAAGGGAGGAGGCAUCGCCACCACCACAAGAGACGUCGUCACCGCAGGAAUGCACCUGAUGGUGACAGUGCUGCAGACCGAUCGCAAUAUACUGCAACAUGCUAA
Messenger RNA from Lolium rigidum, 843 nucleotides. RefSeq names its product CAX-interacting protein 4-like. The coding region runs from base 1 to 843 and encodes 280 amino acids. The transcript has a single exon. Gene Ontology annotation, molecular function: nucleic acid binding; zinc ion binding. The record is from RefSeq and is a predicted model, not a curated record. Lineage: Eukaryota; Viridiplantae; Streptophyta; Magnoliopsida; Poales; Poaceae.